AUGGCAAACAUCUCUUCAUCCCCUGACGAUGAUUUAUUUAAGAAAUUUAAACUUAAAUAUGAUCGCACAAUACAACUAAAAUACGAAUCUGAUACUCAGAUUAAUACAUCGAAUUCUAAUGCAAAUUCACCAACAAAUAUCGAUGAUGUUCAACAACCAAAUACUUUUUUCAAAGAUAUUCAAUUUUCCAAAAAUAAUAAUGAUAAUACCAUUUCAUUGAUUCAUAAUCAUAAAAAAUCAUGUAGUGUUUGCAAUGGCACAGCAAUAGGUUUUCAUUAUGGUCUGCGUACUUGCGAAGGUUGUAAAGGCUUUUUUCGACGAACAGUACAAAAUAAUAAAAAAUAUCGUUGUAAUAAAAAUGGUUUAUGUAUUAUUGAUAAAUCUCAACGUAAUUUUUGUCAAUAUUGCCGUUAUGAAAAAUGUCUUUCAAAAGGCAUGACUAUUUCAACGUACAAAACUCAAACAACUGAACAAAUGAAUAAUAAUUCAAAUGUUGCAUUUAGUAAAUUAUUUGAUAUAAAUUCAUUUUAUGAUUUCAAUCAAACCUGUACAUUAGAUGUGUUAUUUAAUCAUUUACAAUCAUUAGUAAAUAAUAAGAAUUGUUUAACGAAGGAAUCUAUAAGAAAGAUUUCUUGUUUAUUAAUUGAUACAUUUAUUAAUUGGUAUCGUUCAUUACCAUUCUAUUCAAUAAUAAAUCUUGAUUUAAAUCAAUUUAUUCUUAAUAAUUGUUGGUCAAGUUAUAUAAUUUUAGUUAUUUUUUAUUUUUUAAAAGUAAAUUAUAAUGAUCGAUAUUUUCUUUCAUAUGAGAAAUAUUUUCAACGUUUAUUUUCUUAUACACAAAAUGAUAUUUUAUUAUCUUUAACAUCGCAAUUACUUGAUCAACUUAUGCAUAUUUUAAAGAUAUUUUUUAAUUCGAAUAUUACAAAUAUAGAAUUUUUUCUAUUAAAUAUUUUACUUAUUUUUCAAUCAGAUCAAUUAAAUGAUACUACUUUAGAUUCUAUGGAAGAAAUCUAUAUGAAAAUUUUAUAUACAUAUGAAAUAAAUACAUUUCCAGUGAAACAAUCUUGUCGUUAUAAUCAAUUAUUAGAUUUAUCAAAACAAAUUCGUUUAUUAACACAAAUACUUCUCACACAUGAACAUUUUUAUUUGCCAUUUUUACUUAUUCCAAAUUAA
Molecule: messenger RNA, 1173 nt
Organism: Adineta steineri
Lineage: Eukaryota; Metazoa; Rotifera; Eurotatoria; Adinetida; Adinetidae
Source: the annotation of a GenBank genome assembly